Messenger RNA from Oikopleura dioica, 14073 nucleotides. NCBI's taxonomy places the organism in Eukaryota, Metazoa, Chordata, Appendicularia, Copelata, Oikopleuridae. The record is from the annotation of a GenBank genome assembly.
AUGGCUUUUCUGAGGGCCUUGCUCCUCCUUGUGGGGGUGCUUGGCCAGGAAACGCGUCUCCAUUUUGCGAAGACAAGAUUUGCUGAUGAUGAAAAAGCUUCUGUCAUCGUUGGUGGAGACUUCCGAGAUGUUGACGUUGUUUCCGUGCGAGCAAACGCUGGAGGAUUAACAUAUGAUUGCAAGAUCAAAUCAAUCACCGACAACAAUGUAGAAUGCGGCCUUCCUUUGAAUGCUGGCUUUGAUCGGUACGACAUAAGCGUUCUCGCCCAAAAUGACGCUGGUUCGACUCUGUUUACCUGUGCAAGAGCUGAUUCAUGCAUCAUCAAAAUCGACGAUAGUCCAUCAACUGACACGAAUUCUUAUGAGCGGGUAGAAGCCGUCGGAGACGAAACACCGAUGGUGACGAAACGCAAAAUAGUUGACUCCUUCGAUCAUUGUAUUAACCUAUUCGACAGUGAUAUCCAGGUCUUCUUCGCAAACGGGCUCACUUACGUUCCCUGUGAGCUGAUCACGCAUUGGUAUAAUCCAGGCGAGAUUGCUUGCCAAGCUGCUCCAUUUAAUCGCGAGGCGGAAUGGGCAACUCUCGUCUACCUCAACGGCGAAAAAUUAGAGGCUACGUGCGGGGACUGUAUCAUCCACACUCGCCCUCAUCACUGGGGCAGAGCAUCUGUCAAGUACGACUUGAAAUAUGGCAACGCGGUCGCUCCCGGAAAAUCUCCAGCGUGGACACCGUGGGCAUCGCUGAGUGGCACGACAGAAGAAGAAGAAAUCAUUUUCGAGGAUCGUUUCCUCACUUCCACUUUCGGCUGCCCCGCUCCCAUCAGCUUCUCUGUUCGAUUCAAAGAUGGAACUCUUCUCAACGAAGAAGACAUGGAAAAUCUCUUCGAGCACUCACAGGCCUCCAUGAUCAUCUGCCCAUCAGGCGGCUGCGAUGAUUACGAGUUCCGAUUUCUCUGCGACGACAGUUCUGUUUUCAUGUAUCUCGCUGGCGAUCGCGACCAAAACGAUCACGCCGCUUUUGACGUGGAUGAGCGUGAAAACCAUAUGAUGGCGGUUAAGAUAGAAACCGACUUCCCAAAUCCACAGGAGGUCGCUGUUUGUGGCCUUGGAUACACGGACGAAGAUGAGGUUCAUCAUUUGUACUCGAUCUACAGUAAAGACCGAUGGAAUGGCGCACUUACCUGCCGCGUAGAGGCGAAAACCGUCGGAGAUUAUACUAUCUCCCCAAUUCAUUUGAAAAAGGGUAGAGGAGUCGAUGAGACGUCCCUUUACUUCACAGCUGAGGGCAAAACUGCCAACUUUGCACUCGCUCCACGAAUUGACGCAAUUUCGCCCAACGAAGGCUCAAAAUUUGGCGGAACACUCAUCACCAUCACUGGAACAAAUCUCAAGCUAAAAGCAAAUUCUCCCCCAAAAAUCAUUCUCGCAGGAAAUAUCCCUUGUUCAGUCCUGUCCUCGACCUCCGAAGAAAUCAUUUGUCAAGUCGAUCGAUCAGUAGUGAAUAUUGACCCUGAAGAAACCCGAUUUCCUGGCGGUCUUGGAGCCAAUGAUAUUUUUGAAGAUGGAAUUAUGAAGACAAAGUAUCAUCUUCAAUCAGAGACUGGGACGAUGCGAGGUUUCUUCCGAGUCCCCGUGACUGGUUAUUACAGUAUCGACCACGGUCUCCAUUACGAUCUGAACAAGGACGGAAACUACAUCCGUUCCUGGGGAGAAAGAGUUCAUCUCGAUGCCGAUUACCAGUACGGCUUCUACACAAUCGAAGCAAAAUCAUACGGUUACAUUUUUCAUGGCGAUGGGAGCCCCGCUACACUUGAGUCGGCUAUUCCACCGUAUAAGAUAAUUCAACCCUCCGGGCAUAAGCUUGAGGACCAAUAUGAGCGGCAACAAAUUCACGUCUGGCCGAUUUUCGCCGAAAAGACCAAACACAUAAUUCACCUUUCAACUGGCUCCGUUUCAAGCAGCGUGCAGUUCCGACUCCGCUUGACUGGAGGAUGGUCUUCUCGAACAACGGAGCCGAUGACUUGGAGCGAUCUUGUGAACAAUGGAGCGGCUCUUCUGAAUAGUUGGUUCUCUGAUGAUUUCAAAUUCGGAGCCGAUAUUUACUCCGUCGAUGUCAGUAGCUCGCAUGGAGACGCUAGAAUCACCGUCACUUUCAAUGGCGCAAACUGUGCCAAUACUCUCGCACCGAUUGAAGUUGUCAGUGAAUUUGCUGCGGAACCAACCUCGAUGCAAUUUACUAACGCCUUUGGAGAGCAAGUCACUGGUCUUCGAACAUCAAUGACUGAGAAUGGCGAUACAAUUAUCAUCGACACAUGGGAGAAUCAACAGAUCGUCCCAGGAAUGAAAGGAUCCUUCCAACUUCAUUACAAAACGUGGAUUUCGCCAGUGAUUGAUUCUGAAACUAUUCUGCAAGAUGAUCUCUUGACGAUAUUGCAAUCGGGACAUCCAGACUUUUUUGGCUGCAUUUUGGAAGUUUUCCGAAAAGAUUGUGGCCACGGUGUUUUCUUCAUUGUCAAAUUCCAGAUUCUCGGGGAUUUCCCGGAAAUCAUGAUCACAAGUGAUGACAUGUCAAAUCACGGGAAUGAUUUGGCUUGGCGAACAAAUGAUGCUGGCGUGAGAGUUAGGAAAAUUCCCGGCUCUGCUUUGACAAAAGAAAUGUCUUCUCCUCAGGUCCAACUUUUCAUCAAAAACGUUCCGGCUUCUUGCGACAAUUGCGACUUCGCAUUUAUCGAUAGCGGAGCUGCAACUUCACUUGGCACGAACAACAUCAUUCUCGACGGGCAGGAGCAGACAAUAAAAAUCUUUGGAAGCGAUCUUGGAAGUACAGUUGCGGUCAUGUUUGGCGAUACCUCUUGUACUUUUGACACGGUCUUCUGCACGAUCAAAUCAGCAACUUCUUCUUCUGUUGAAGUUUCAUAUACAAAACUUCCAUGGGGGUCAAGCGCUGUCUACGUUCUUUCCGAAUCAGGUUUCGCUGAGUACACAACUGCUCUUGAAGUAACUGUCUCUUCUUCAACAAGUGUCAGUGUGACCGUUGGCCCCGAUGGCAGAAACGUCAAUGGUGGUACAUUAGUAACAAUCAGCGGUGACGGAUUUGGCCUAGCUCAAGGUGACAUCGCCUUCGGGGAUACCAUCGUGGAAGUAGUCGGCAGAUCUGUCGAUGACGUGAUUGUGAGAUCACCUGAAAAUUUCGAUGGUCUCGGCGCAUCCGUUAGUAUCUUCUUUGAUGGCGAUGUGGAGCCCCUCGGGACAUAUGUUUAUGACGCCGCUGCAAAUGUCGUCACACUUGAUGUAUCCUCACUCAGUGUUGAGGGAAACGAUGUAACGGUGACGUUUGAUCGAGAUAUUCUCAAUGAAACAGUCACUUUCUUCAUUGAGGAUGACGAAGUCCACACUGCGAUUGUGAAUGGAAGUACUUAUGGUUUCUUCAUUGAAGCGAGAGCACCAGGAGCACAUCAGUUCCGAGCACUUAUCGGAGAGUUCGGAUACUCAGACUCGAUCACCGUAGAAACAAUCCUCAGUAUCAAUACAAUUGCCCCGACAUCGUCCUCGAUGGCAGGUGGAUCUCUUUUGACAAUUGAUGGAGAAGGUUUUGGUGUAGAUUCGACAAUUACUCAAGUCACAAUUGGUGGCCAAAACUGCGACAUCGUCUCGCAAACGAACAAGAAAAUUGUAUGCUUGACACAUGCAACUUACACUACUCAUGUAGCAAAUUUUAUCGGAACAGGAUGGUCACCAUCCGACUUUGUCAUCAAUCAAAACGACAAGAUCGUGUUUAGAUGGCAGCUCGAAAGCACAAUUAACGUUGCGCUAGAAUCUGUUCCUGCAGGAGAAUUCUCUUAUCCACCACAAAGCUCGUCAAGUGGUGAGAUUUAUCGAGUUUUUGAUGAAGCACCUGGAGUCUAUUCCUUUACAACCGGACCUGUUGAUGAUCUUGGAACAGUAACACCAGGAGGAACUAUUGAAAUCAACGAUCCCGUUGACAGAGAGGUCCAAGUUGAAGUCGUGGUUAAUGGUUUUUCUGCUAUCAAAAAUCAGGUCAAAAAAUGGACCGGUUGGAAAAAUAAAUGGAACACACAGAAAAACUGUGGCCCAAUCGACACUGAUAUCUCAACUCAACUUCCGUCCUCGACGAUUUCCGCGAACUGCACUGGCUGUCUGACACACACAUUCUCCUUUGCUCGAAGUCCGAUUGUAACGAGUGGUUCCUGGAGCGGCAAUACCGUUCAGCUCACCGCUUCAGGGCUCGCCGACAACAAAGACUGCCUCGAUCAGUAUGAAGUCUACGCUGUGACGAAAACGAAUCCGGAUGCAAAGAUUCCUUUUAUGAUCUCAUCGAUAAGCUCUUUUGGAGAGCUUGUAGCUAAUAUCGGACAGACAACUGAUAAUUGGCCCAUCAAUGAGAAAGUCUAUUUACACGUAAAUCAAUUCGGGCGAGGGUUGGCCCAGAUCGACGGAAGCUUGACUGCACUUCAAAAGACCUUUUCCCCGACAUGCUCUGGCAUCUAUCCGGCCGAGGGUUCAAAUCAAGGAGGCGGCAUUUUGACGAUCACAGGCGAAUAUUUCGCAUACGAUAAGUUCCCAGUUGCAAAAAUGGCUGUCAGUGUUUGUGAUAAUGUAAUUUCCGUAAGCGCCACGGAAAUUCUCUGCAAAUUGUCAAACACCGAUUCUCUUGGAGUUCCAACAGCAAUCGCAGUCUACUAUUGCGAGACUGAUUUUGAUGAGUACAAUGCAGACGAUAUUAAACUUUGCGCUGACACUGGCGAUUAUGGCUUCACCGCAGCAUUUGCUGGACAAACUUAUACCGCUGUUGAUCCAACUAAUGAUAUCGCUAACGUUGCAGGUCCUCCAUCGGUUCAAAGUGCUUUUACUGUCGAUUUCGAUCUUUCUCUUCUCGGUCAUCCCGCUUUGGCGGAAGCAGAGUGUCGAUUAGUGAGUGCUGCAGGAGAAGAUAACAAUAACAAUUGGCUCUCGAUGACCGUUACGCACUCUUGUUCUGGUCCUACUUGCCAUUUCUCUUUGAAUCUUCCUAAUCCAAAUUUUGACGAUUACGAGGUUCGUUUGUAUCUUGACAAUUAUGGAUACGUCAACGUCGGACAAUUCCAUCUCGAGCUUGAGAUCCAAUCUUUCGACAACGCUGUAAAGAAGGGAUCAAUGGGUGGCGGACAUCGACUUCGUUUCACGACGAGUGAGAAUUUCUUGCAGAUUCCAACUGGAGAGAUCUAUUUCUAUGUCGGAGAAGACGAUAUUUGUGGCCAAAAUUAUGAUCCAAAAGCUUGUAAAAUCACUGCAAUCAGCUCAACAAAAAUCGAAAUUAUUACUCCUGCAGCUUUUAAUUCUGUAACUGAAGAUUUCGACGGAAAAGCCACCAUCGUUUUCAGUAACCAAAAAAUAUCAUGUGCCCCUGGUGUCUGCGAAUACGAAUUUGAUACUCAAACGAACAUUGCUAUCACUCAGCAGAGCGAGUCAAGCGAGCCAACUUGGUCGAACAAAUACCUUGCCAAUGAAGAGGUCACCUUUGGACUCGACAGUCUUCCAAACGGCUGCAGUGGCGUGACAAUUUCCAUCGGCGACAAAGACUGCCCAAUAGUCGACUGCGAUGGCACGAAUGCUUUCCUUUCUUGCACAGUUCCUGGUCAAGAAGCUGGUGAGUAUAAACUGGAUAUCAACUUCGACAGCAUUGGUAGUGCUAUUCACGAAAGUUCUGUCUUCGAAAUGGGUUUCAAAGUUAACAAUGUAAACCCGAAUAUUGGAUCGUAUGGUGGCGGAAAACUCAUAACCAUCACUGGAAGCGGAUUUUACGACAACAACAUGGGAACGCUCUGCGGUGAGGAGCUCGUCGACUGUCAAAUUAACAACGAUCACACAGAAGCAAUUUGUAAAACGCCCAUGAUUGAAAAUUGGGUGUGGGAAAGCUCAACAGAUUGCGUGUACGAGUGGUAUCAUAACGAUGAUGAAUCUGUCGAAGAGGGCGUUAGAAAACGACGCAACGCGGGUCAGAGCUUUGUCUUUGACAAUUCAACCACUGCGUACAUCGACAGCAUUCACCCGAACAUGGGAGGCACCCAAGGUGGAACAAGAAUUACUAUCGCUGGAAACAACUUUGUACCCGGACAAACAACUGUUGAAAUCGACGGAGUUUCGUGUGUUAUCCUUUCUGAAAGCGUGACAGAAAUUGUCUGCGAGACACAAGCUCAUCAAUACUCGACGGCUCAUUUGGUUCAUGUGACUGUGCCUGAUGGCAAUGCUGUUUUCCAUCACCCAGAUGCCGCGAAAUUCUGGUACGUUGACAGAUGGAGCUCUCCAUUCACCUGGGGAUGUGACGCCGCUGUGAACUGCACUGGCAAACCUGUCGAUGGAGAUAUUGCAGUCAUUCCCCACAAUCAGACUGUUUUGCUCGACGAGUCUACUCCACUUUUGAAAGUUCUCCUCAUCCAAGGCGGUACUCUCGUCUGGGAUCGCAAAGAUGCCAUUAAACUCCGAGCCGAGUACAUUUUAAUCACUGAUGGAGGCCACUUUGAACUUGGAAACGAAUAUGAGCCUUUCUGCGGAACACCGUCAGAUCCAAUUGGUGCGGAAAUCGAGCUCUAUGGCCACCACCGAAGCAUUCGACUUCCGAUCUACGGCGCCAAGUGUUUUAUCACUCGCGACGGAACUGUCAGUCUUCACGGUUGCCCAAUCGAGACAACUUGGACACAGUUAAACGCAACGGCAGAAGCAGGAGAUAAUUCCAUCUUCGUGCGCAAUCCGGUAACAAAUCCUGAUGCUCCGAUGAACUCAUGGAAACCUGGCGAUAAAAUUGUCAUUGCAACUACUGGCGGGCGGCUAACUCUUACUCAAAGCGAAGAAAGAAUCAUUGACUCGAUCUCGAGUGAUGGACGAACUAUCUUUUUGACGGAGCCUCUAACAUACCGACAUCUUUAUCAUUACUCUGAAUGGGAUGGGGAAAUCUUAGAAGUUGCAGCCGAAGUUGGUCUUCUGACAAGAAACGUCAAGCUGUAUGGAAACGUUAAUGAUGAAUGGACAAAAACACUUCCACCCUGCGACACGGAGUAUGAGACUGGAGAAAACCAGAAAGAAGACGAAGUUAUCCAAAGCUGUUACGAGAAUAAAUGGGGUGAUGAAAUCGGCUCCGAUGAGUUUGGCGGUCAUUUCUUGAUGCACAAAAUCACGUGGGGAAAAAUCGCGCACAUUGAAUCUUUCCACAUGGGACAAGCAGCCCAGUUUGCCCGAUACUCGUUCCAUUUCCACAGAUCAAGCCACCAACCCGACUCUUAUUUCAAAGGAAACGCGGUCUACAACACUUUCAAUCGCGUCAUCACAACUCAUGGAGUUCAUCAGGCUCUGGUUGAAUGGAACGUCGGUUACAAUGCUAUGGGCCACAACUUUUUCAUUGAAGAUGGCUGCGAAGAGAACAACAUAAUCCAGUACAAUUUGGCUAUCAAAACAAAACCGUCGAACUCGCUUCUAAACACUGAUCAAAAAGCUGCUGCUUUUUGGAUUACCAAUCCCUGGAAUAUCAUUCAACAUAAUCGAGCCGCAGGAGGUGCUCAAACUGGAUACUGGGUUAAUCCAUUUGAACACGCCUUCCCUCACAGAGGAGUUCAGCCAGGCUACAAAGAUACACUCUGUCCAGUCAACAGGGGUGUCCUCAAAUGGUACAAUAACACUGCCCACGAUAUGGGCUUUUAUGGCUUCUGGGUGAUGACGAUGAUUCCAAACUCAGCCUAUCGACCAAGCACACAGGAUUGUCAGACGACCUGGCCUCCUGGAGAAGCUACCUUUGAAAGAGGAAUUUUCUGGAACUGUCUCAGAGGUGCUGAACUUGCCCGAGUAGCAGAUAACAUUUGGAUGAAGGACUUUAUUGCAGCGAACAAUAUUCUUGGCGGCUUGUCGAUCCUUGAAACUAUUUCCGGGCGUUACGGAGGAGAGUACACUCAGUACGCUACCGGCAUCAAGGAUUCGACUGUCAUUGGAUACAUUGAUAAGAACAUCCCUGAGCUAUCGCUGUGCACUCGUUUCGGCAUUGAAACACCGUGGGAGCCAGACGCAAUGUGCGCCAUUGAAGGUGUCAAGUUCCACAACUUCGAUCAAGGAAACGGAAGCCACUGCACCGCCAUUGACGCUUGCUACCAUUCUUACCCCUUUGAUUGCGGUCGAACUAGUCAUUUCGAGCGAAUUCAGUGGUUUAACUCUCCAAGAAAGUUUUCGGCUGACUGGGAGCACGAAACCGUUCUUGUCGACCGAGAUGGCUCUUUGACUGGAAAAGGCAUGGCUGGCUGGUCAGUAGUACCGACAUCAAGCCUCUACCCGACCUCGAUGUGUGAACCUGCGCCUGAGUUUUCGGUCAAAUUUCCAUGUUCUUUCUGUCAAGGAAUCGAGUUCAUGCGCUAUGGCAUGAAUAAUGUACUACCAAGCGCACUCCAGGGCUUGAAUCUGGACAUUGAGAAUAAAUACGGAUCCACAACUAUCCCCUUUCAAACCAGUCGAUCGACACAUCCAACUGGUUGGAUGGGUAUCCUUCUCGCAGGAGAAACUCACGAUGUUUUCUGGAAAGACUUCCUGCACAUCACAAAUAUUACAUAUCGGGGAACAGUUUACGAUGUUGGACAGCACAAGCACGCGAUUGUUCGCCAUCCUUUCACGCAGGAGGUCGACUAUGCUGAAAUUGACGGAUUCAAACAAAAAGGCUUCGCUGAUUGGAAAUGGGAAUCGUACGCCGGCCGAGAAGAAACAUCGCUUGACGUGUCAAUGGGACCUCUAGCUUAUAUGAUUGACCAGCAUACUCUUGAUUUCUCGAUCAUGUUCGCAAAAACCGACGCUGAAAAUAUUUAUUACGAUGUUGACUACAACUUCGAAGUUUUCAAAUGCUUCUGGCCCGAUUGCACGCCACCGACAACUCCACCGCCAACGACACCGCCAACCGACCUCAACGAAUGCGACUGGGAAGAUCCGCUUUGCUGGGAAGAUGGAGUCGUCCCUGCACCCGGAUCGAAUGUCACUAUUCCUCUUGAAAAGCAUGUUACGUUGAACAGUGAUUUUGAUGGCGACAUUCUCUUCCUGGAAGGAACACUCACUAUUUCAGAUGCUCAAGACAUCACUCUCGAUAUCAGAGACAUCCUAAUCAACACAGGAGCUGGCGGCCAUGAACAUCUUUGGGAAAGACGAAAACGAAGAUCCGUCCAAUUUGAAAAUGGAAAUCUGUUCGCCGGAACUACCGACCAACCUUUCAACUGUAGUCAUACCUUCAAGAUCAAUUUCAAGGGUGAUCGAUGGCAAGAAGAAUUCGGUGCUCCGCAUGGAUCCCAUCCGAUCGGAGCCAAAACGAUUGGUGUUAUGGGUGGCUUACGUCUUGUUGGAUGCCCGCAGAACACACCGUUGUCCUUUUUGCAAAACUCUGUCGUCGCUGGCGUAAAUACUAUUGAGCUCACGGACGACGUAAGCGGAGAUUGGAAAGUUGGCGAUGAAAUUGUCAUUGCCGCGUCUUCCUACAACCCGCGUGAUUUUGACGCCCUCAAGAUUGUGUCUAUCGCUGGAAACACAGUCACUGUCGACAGGCCACUCGACUUUGAUCAUAGCGGAGCCGAUGUCGGUGAAACUUUCAAGACUGAGGUAGUCCACCUGACACGUAAUAUCCGUCUUGACGGGAGUAGAGACUCGGAAGAUAUGUUUGGUGGAAGAAUUGUAGUUAUUGAAGCGGACGAUGGUGAUUCUUACCGACGAGGAUGGGCGCAACUAGAAAACAUUGAGCUCGUCUACAUGGGUCAAUAUGGUCAUAACCGUGGCGACGACUGGAGAGGACCUAUCGUUUUCUACAACAAGGGAGAUCAAUCAACUCUCCAGAAUCCUUCCUACUUCAAAGGUUCAUCCAUCCACUCGUCUUACAUGGGCGCAAUUAAUAUUGGCGAAGAAGUUGACAGCUUUGUUAUCGAUAGAAAUGUAAUCUUCAACGUUGUUGGCAGUGGAUUCUCGGUACAGGCUGAUGAUUCAGUUGUAACAAACAAUGUAGCCGUCAUGAUUGUCAGCCAAAUGACGUACGCACAGGCCUUCCUUGGUGCUUCUUUCAGCGGAAUUAACCAGGCUGGAGCCUCCGGCCCUGGCUUUGGUAUCAACAGCUUUUCCGGACUUCUCCACAACAAUCGCGUCGCCGGAGGUGAUGGUCCUGGCUACGUGGGCCGAGGGCUUCCUUGUCAGCAUUCUGAUCUCUGCACGAGUGAUAGCUGGACAAUGAACAUUACCAAUUACGCUCACUCGGUGAGUUUCGGCUAUUCGAUUCUCAAGCCUCAAUACAACAGACCUUGUAUUCUACUAGAAGGCUUCGAGUUCUGGCGAAUCGCAGACUACGGCAUCUACACGCAAGCAUUCAAAGCAAACAUUCACAUACUUGGCAACAGAUUCGUUGAUUGCACCGUUGGAGUAGGCCACUUGAUGAUUGGCAAUGGAGGCCCUCUAGAUCACUGGCACGGUGACCUUCGCUGCUCAAUCGACAACAACGAGUUCAUCGGUCUUUCGGACCACCACACUUGCAAGGAUUGGGAGAACCUUGAAAACUAUCUCACCUUGACUGGCGGUCGAAAUACAAUGGCAAGAGCGCCGGCAAACAAGCAUUUUGGCCAUACUGCUAUUAUGAUGCCUAUCUUUGUCGCUGACUACAAUAACUAUCCAAAGAACUUCCUCAUUCGAUCAAAGGAAGACAACUAUCCAUCACCAACCGGAUACAGUUGCGUCGCGAACAAUCUGUUCAAGGAAUACUCUAUGGAUGCAACAUGCGGCAGAGGAAAUGUGAUUGUAAUGUCGAACCCGCGCGCUCAAGAUGUCACUCAUUCGGUUGACAUUUCGGGUUCAAGCUUGACUAACUGCCACGCUGAUCAUCUCGUCGAGUUCAAGCGGCCACUGCUGGAAAAUGUCAAUCUUGCCGAUUGUAUCGACAUGCCAUGCGAUGGGCAAAAGAAGCUUUUGGUGAAGGACAUGGACGGAUCAUUCACUGGCAACGGCGUCGAGACAUCCAUCUUUUCGCAGUCCGAAUUCCAUUGGCGCGGAGUUCAAGGGUUCCCUUGGUCAAACAGCGUCGAUGACUCCUACGGCAUGGGCGAUUAUCGAGUUCCUGAGAGCAUGCUGACCUUUACGAAUGGAACAGUCAUCUCCAUCGAUGAUUAUGCGCCUCACAAGGGCAUUUCUAGAGGAGACACUUGCGUCUGGAAAGAAUCACACGCCGCUUAUCACUGCGUCGGAAGUACACGAGCGCACUUGAUCUUCGAAUCCUUCGACAAAGACACGGAAAUACGACGAAUCUCGCCAAUCGGUUUGCGAUCUUCAACUGGUUACAUCGAUCUCUCAAACGGACUCAACGAUAAUUCAUGCUGUGCUGGGUACUCUUGCUCGCUCCGUGCGACAAUGAACCAUUUUAUUGUUGAGUGCGGCGAAACUUACGAUUUCCAUGCAACGGGAACGACUCCUACAGAAGUCCAGUUCGCGAUGUACAAUGUUCCAAGUGACUGUAAAGUGAAAAUCCAGAUGUUCACUCAUCGUCAAAAUCGACAAGAUGUUUUCCUCAACGGCAACAACAUGAUCUACUCAAAUCAAUACGACUUCGCCACGCACAACUGGAAAUUCCCGAGUCCAGCGUUCAUUCCUGAUGUUACCGAUAGCUCUGGCAGUAACUACUUUGACCGUGCUGACCAGAUGCUCUAUUUCGUUCUUGGCGGAGGCGAUAAACUCCGAGUAAAAAUUGCAAAAUCGAUCAUUUUAACGCUCGAUGUGGCGACAUCAAUGACAGUCAAUGAGUUCUAUGCUUCUCCUGAUCUGCCCUACCUUCUAGCAGCACUUCUCGGACUCGAUCCUAGCCAAGUUAAGGUCGUCGAUGUCAAGAAAGAAAACUGGACAAGUGCUCAAAAGAGCUGGACAGAAGCAACAAUGGUGACAAAGCCUCAAUUAAAGAACAGCAUCAACAUGAAAGUUUCAUUCGAGUUCGGAAAGCCUCUUGGAAUCGUCAACUCUUCAAGAAAACGAAGAAGCGUCGGUGAUCCAGACUUCGACAAAAUUGGAAGCAUUCUCGUUCAGAAGCAAAUGGACGGCGAGUUGGAGACGAGCAUCAAGGAUAUGGCGGAUGCGCAGGGAACCGAGUUAGAGGUUGUUGCGACGACAUUGACGGGCGAAGCUGUCGAAGGAGAUGUCCCUGAUUGGUACGAGCCAGGAACAAUGGGCGAGGAUGUCACCAUUCUCAAGGAUCUCGGAAUUACGGAUGAUGAAGCUAACCAGGCAGAAAACUUGCAGGCAAUGGUGGAAGCUAAAGCGGCCGAAGCUGGCAAAGAAGACCUUAUUUCCGAGACAACGAUCGAUAAACAGGCGGCUCAAGAAGAAAUCAUGUCCAAGACGACUGAAGCAAAGGUUUACGAUCAAAUUCCAACAACGUUCUCGAUUCUUCAAGAACCAGGCAAUAUGAUCGUCAGUCAGCGUCCCAAGCAAGGAUUCAAGGUCGUUAUGCUUGAUAAAGAUGGCGCCCAGAUGGAAAAUGUCGGAUACAGCGGAGAUCCAUGGAGGGUUCUCAUUAGCGAAGCGAAUGGAGAAUACAUCGACGCACUAGAAGUCGCAUUUACUCCUGGAUCUGGCGUUGCUGAUUUCAGUGGACUCCGAAUUCACUCUCUCGGCUCUUAUCAAUUGACCGCCGAGCUUUCAUAUUCCGGCACUGAGUCGAAUUUCACUAUGCCUGAAAUCACUUCUGCGCCUUUCGAAGUGAUCGCUGCUCCACCCGGCUCGGUACAGAUCGAGUACACAGACAACGUCACAAUCAACUACGUGCUUCAGCCGCUGCCAGAAAUAAGCAUCCAAAUCUUCGACACAAAUGGCGAGUACAUGAGCUCCUGUGGACCAGCUGGCGACGAGUGCAGAGUUUGUGUUGAAGCGCCAGUUUACCAAAACGAAACCCUCACUGGAACUUUGGAAGUUGCCUAUAUCGGCGGAAGAGCGAUUUUCAACGAUAUCGUGCCGACGGUCGAACACUCCGCUGUCACCCUGAUCUUCAGCCUCUGCUACAAUCAAGGAGAAGAUACAGUUCUGGUCGGGAAAGCACACUCAGAUACAUUUGUUGUUCGACCUGAACCAACAACAACUACCACGACAACUACAACGACAACAACGACUACAACCACCACAUCAAACACCACAACUACUACAACUUCAACGAGCAUAACACCAACUACUUCAUCCGCAGGAAGCACUCCUUGUGAUUCCGGUGACAUAAGUCUUCAAACCUCGACAAAAUGCCGCCCCGAUCAUUUCGGCAUUUCCAUCCACAAAUGCGUCUUCGACCAUUUGAAUAUGGAUCCAUCUGCUGCCUCGUUGAGCGGACCAAAUGCAGUGAGCGGCGGAGCAGUAAACAGCGCUUGCAGCGGAACAUUAAUCAACGACGAGUACCACUUCGGGCAGCAGGGAAAAGUCGCCGAGUGCGGAAACGAAAUCGUCUCCAACGCGACGCACAUCAUCAUCAAGAGCUCGAUUCAAGGCGUCGCCGGCGUCAAUUACGCGGGAAUCACUCGCCAAAGAAGGCUGAAAGUCGACUUGGCGUGCGCUUUCGAGCGACUGAUCCGAGUCAACUCGGGCCCGAUUUUGACCUCGCUCUAUCAUUUCACCGUGGACUUGAGCGAAACGACCGGCAACUUCGACUUGAGCAUUGACCUAUUCAAAGACGACGUCCCGCAGCCUUUCUUCGUCAAAACUGCGCUAGAAUCAGCUGGCGACAAUUUCAAACUUCAACUCAACCGCUGCUGGGCCACCUCAACCGACAAUCCUCAAGAUACACUCUCCUAUUCAUUCAUCGACAACUUCUGCGGCAACAAUGACGAAAUCGCCGGCGACACUUUGGAAAUCUUCGAAAACGGCGAAGAGAACUUUGCGAGAUUCAGAAUGAACUCCUUCAAAUUCCUUGACGCGUCAACACUUUUCCUUCACUGCGAUGUUAACGUCUGUGACUCAAGCGUUGAAAAUUGCGUCAUCGACUGUUCCAGCGGAAGAAAACGAAGAUCAAUCGACGAGUACCUUCCUACAAUCACUACUGGUCCCUUAUAUUUGCCUUGA